Drosophila kikkawai is the source of this 3129-nucleotide messenger RNA. It is a transcript of the gene TAF1B, whose product is annotated as TATA box-binding protein-associated factor RNA polymerase I subunit B. Gene Ontology annotation, cellular component: RNA polymerase transcription factor SL1 complex; RNA polymerase I core factor complex. The record is from RefSeq and is a predicted model, not a curated record. Gene Ontology annotation, biological process: RNA polymerase I preinitiation complex assembly; nucleolar large rRNA transcription by RNA polymerase I. NCBI's taxonomy places the organism in Eukaryota, Metazoa, Arthropoda, Insecta, Diptera, Drosophilidae. Gene Ontology annotation, molecular function: RNA polymerase I core promoter sequence-specific DNA binding.
AAUAAGCAAGCACGUUUCUGUUUUGUUUUUAAAAUCUUUAACAAUCUCAGAAAACAGAAAUAAAAUAUAUAACUAAAAAUGGAGGAGGUCAUACAGGUCCUUGACAACAUGCAGUGCGAUGUGUGCGGCGAGAAGACAUUCCAGGAGCGUGAGGGCUUCUUCUACUGCAUCGAAUGUGGCACACAGAAACAACAGAUUCAGGCGGUGGACCUCACCGCUGAUGAGGACUUCAAUGAAACCGCCGGUGGAAAGCAUACCAGCCGGGUGAUUCGCCAGCCAAAGAAGGUGGCCGAGGCAAACAACGACAUCACCUCGUGGGAGUUCUACAAUUACGUGCUGCGCGGCUUCCUCCAGGAGCUGCUGGACAUGGGCGCCAAGCCGGAGCUCAAGCUGAUGACCCUGCAGGUGUGGGCGGCGUACAUGAGCCAAAUGGAGGUGGCCUUCUGCAGGAGCAACGACGGCCUGCCCAAGCUCAAUGUACGGGUACUGCACAGAGAUGCACGCAUCAUUUAUGACUACAAGCGGGCAAAGCUUAAGAAGAUCAGAAAGGGCAUCAAGUCUGCCGAUCCCAAUGAUGAACGCGCCAAGCUUCGUAUGUGGAACAAAACCAAGCGCAAACUCGACGCCUCGGGCUACACCAAGAGUGGAGCUAAGAAAGCAGGCCCCGGCGGACAACAGAGUAUAGGCAUGCGUUGGUCCUGGAAAGCCCGUAAGACCCUCAAGCGCACGAUGUCCUUGAAGCAUCUGGAUAAGCACAGCAGGGUUAGCAGCAUGCAGUGCCAUGGCCUGAGGCCCAAGGCCAAGGAACUUCACAACUUUGAUCGAAACAUUUACAAUCUGAAUUCGCACAAGUUGUAUGUGGUGUUGGCCAUAGCCCUCAACAUGGUUGAAGACGACAUUCAGCUGACAGAUUUGCUGCGGCUGGUCGAAGAGGAGCACCUGACCAGUCGGUAUAUGCUUAAGUAUCUGCCCGCAAAUGUGGCCGCCAAGGGAAAGACGCUGAUCAAGGGGAUGGAGCUUGGCAAUCUAAGAGACCAGUGCUCAUACACGUACCUUCGCAACCACGUGGGCUAUAUGGCGCACUUUAUAAAUCUGAGUGAAUUUCAAAAGCCCAAUCUUCUGGCCCUGGCCGAGCGCUAUGUCCUUGAGCUAGGCCUACCUCCAAGGGUGGCCAAGUAUGUGGGCAGCUUGUUAGACCUGCAUCCGCCACGCUUCUCUUCUGCCCAGGAUUUUCACGUAUAUCCGCGCUAUGAGCCCAGGGUGAUGGCCUACAUCGUGUACGUGAUGAAAUUGCUCUUCGGUCUGGACGAUGUCAAGGAGAGGAAAAUCUCAAUGUCAGCGAAACAAAUCAAUGAAGAACUACAGAAUGCUGGUGGAGAUGAACCUCAAGUUCCCCCACUUUUUGUAUUCACCGAGUGGAUGCAUUUCGUAGAGCUGAGAAAAGAAAUUGUUGCUCAAUACAAUCAGAGCUUUGCUCGUCGCUUUGGUGUGGCAAACAAAACGGAUUGUCAGGUAGAUGAUUUUCUUGUAAAAGAGCGCAAGCAGAAGGAGCAGGAUUACGGCCACGACGAGGUGCAGGGAACUCAGGCUAUGCAGCGUCAAUACGAGAAUAUGACCCACACCAUCGAGGCCCUGCUUAAGCAGCACUUUGGCGAGUCCAUUGAAGAUAGCGUAGCCAAAAAUCACAUUGAGUUUCAGCCCAGCCUGACUCCCGCUCACACAUACUUCCAACGGAUCCUACAUCAAGUGCAGGACGCCACCCUGAACAUCCAGAUUCCCGACUUCAUGCACGUGGAUCACUCACAACGGAACCUAGAUCCCUUCGUCGGGGAAACCAACGAAUUAAAGCAGUAUUUCGCUCAGCGCGGGUUAAAGAUGCAUGUGCUGGAGGUCGCCUGCCAGGAAGACAUCGAAAAGGUGGGUAUUUUUCAGCCCCUUGCGGCUUUGACUCCAACUACGCGGGAAUUCCGUGCUAAUUGUGACAUUAAGUCCGAGGUAUGGAUUAAUGAGCUUAGAAGGAAGGAGAAGCGACCGGACUUCCAAUUCCGUCAACCCACAGCCACCUAUGGCGCCGCCUAUCUGGCCAGAUUACAGCAGCGACAGGCGAUGCGGGAACGACUGGAGGCUUCCAAUCCCUUUUGGGAGAUCACAGCGACACCCAGCUACCUGAUUAAACUGAAUAAUGAUGAGGAGGUUCUCCUCGACACCCUCAGCUCGUUACAAACCUUCGAAGAGGAGAACAUGGAUCCGUUGGAAGUGCCCCUGGAUCUGCCACGUCGCCAUCUGGAGAAGAAGCUGAUUAACAGCAGCGAGUCGGAGACAGAAUCGAAUGGCAUUUUCGGGGAAGAUUCGGAACAAAAGCCACCAGUCCUGGAAGAGUUAGUGCUGCAAAUCUCCAACUUUGACUGCUGGCUCCUGCAUGGCUUUACGAGCAAAAUUCGGGAGGUGGACAAACGAGCGCUGCGUCCGUAUUUCCCCUACUCCUUCCGCUGGCUCCUCGAGACGUGCGCGGCCACCAUCGGCGUGGGAUGGGAUGUGCUAUACGAGCAACUUAUGAUCCUGGAGGUGAUGUUCCACCACGGCAUCAAGGACUGGAGUAACUACAAACACCUUUUGCGCAUAGAGUCCACCAGUUCGGAGAAAGACAGGCAAUCGCUGGUUAGGGCAUACAAGGAUUUAUGGUAAAGAACAGAGCUGAGGCAGUAUGAAGACGAUAGGAAGUUAAAUAGUCCCACAACUAAUAACUAUUAUUGAAGCUUUGAUAAGGACUCGGGCCUUUUGACUAUUAAAUAUAUAAAGACACAGCUGGCAGGCUUUUAAGUAAUUUUUAAAGAACUUUGAACAAGGACAUAUGCUGGUCAGGAAGUACAGGGGAUCUCUAGUGAAAUGUGAUUUAAUAGAGGCCAUCACAGCAAUUGAAUCUGUUUUUUAAGCAGCUCCAAAAGAGUAAACAAAUCACACCCACUCGUAAAUAAAUGACAACAGCUGUGGACAAGGUAAUAGUAAGAUUUUCUAAGAUUUUAAGUAGUUUUCCAGGAGCCAAUGAAUUACAGAUUUAAACUCUCAGAUAUAAUUAUUAGUACCUCUUUUGUGUAUAUUAAUGUUAUUAUUAAUAUUAACUAAUUAUUA